This is a messenger RNA of Tupaia belangeri chinensis (Chinese tree shrew), 1868 nucleotides long. It is a transcript of the gene MFGE8, whose product is annotated as milk fat globule EGF and factor V/VIII domain containing. Gene Ontology annotation, molecular function: signaling receptor activity. Gene Ontology annotation, cellular component: plasma membrane. NCBI's taxonomy places the organism in Eukaryota, Metazoa, Chordata, Mammalia, Scandentia, Tupaiidae. The record is from RefSeq and is a predicted model, not a curated record.
CCCGCCUCUCCGCUGACUCGGGUGACUUCUGUGACUCCAACCUGUGCCUGAAUGGUGGCACCUGCCUGGUGCGCCAGGACAGUGUCCCUUUCUACUGCCUCUGCCCUGAUGGCUUCACUGGUCUUAUUUGCAAUGAGACUGAUAAAGGUCUCUGUUCCUCAAACCCCUGCCAGCAUGAUGGCAUAUGCCAGGUGAUUGACUCACAGCGAGGGGAUGUCUUCACCCAUUACAUCUGCGAGUGCCCUCCAGGCUAUGUGGGCAUCCACUGUGAGAUCCCUGGGCCCUGGAACCUGCCUGGGCAGUCACCGACUGCCCCCCUCCUCCAUUCAGGCUGCUCCAGGCCUCUGGGCAUGGAGGGGGGCGCAAUUACUGAUGCCCAGAUCUCCGCCUCCUCCGUGUAUGUGGCCUUCCUGGGAAUACAGCGCUGGGGCCCGGAGUUGGCGCGCCUGCACCUCAAGGGCAUCGUCAACGCCUGGACGGCCAGUAACUACGACAAGAAGCCCUGGAUCCAGGUGAACCUGCAGCGGACCAUGCAAGUGACAGGAGUGGUGACGCAGGGCGCCAGCCGCGCGGGGGUUGCCGAAUUCGUGAAGACCUUCAAGGUGGCCUACAGCCUUGAUGGACGCAGGUUCCAGUUCAUCCAGGAUGCAGAGAGGUCUGGAGACAAGGUGUUUGUGGGUAAUUUGGACAACAACAGCCUGAAGGUCAACCUGUUUAACGCCCCUCUGGAGGUGCAGUACGUGAGGUUGUACCCCCAGAGCUGCCACCGGGGCUGUACCCUCCGAUUCGAGCUCCUUGGCUGUGAGUUGAAUGGAUGCUCUGAACCCCUGGGCCUGAAGGACAGGAUCAUUCCUGACAAGCAGAUCACGGCCUCCAGCUACUAUAAGACCUUUGGCCUGCGCGCCUUUGGCUGGUUCCCGCACUACGGGCGGCUGGACAACCAGGGCAAGAUCAACGCCUGGACCGCCCAGAGCAACAAUGCCUCCGAGUGGCUGCAGGUCGACUUGGGCUCCCAGAAGCAGGUGACGGGCAUCAUCACCCAGGGGGCCCGUGACUUUGGCCACAUCCAGUAUGUGGCCUCCUACAAGGUGGCCUAUAGUAACAACAGCCGGGACUGGACAGAGUACAGGGACCGCGGGAACGCAGACAGCAAGAUCUUCCGUGGCAACUCGGACAACAACUCGCACAGGAAGAACUUAUUUGAGACGUCCUUCCUGGCCCGCUAUGUGCGCAUCCUGCCGGUGGCCUGGCACAACCGCAUCACCCUGCGCCUGGAACUGCUGGGCUGCUAGGGCCAGGCCCAGCCCGAGUGACCCUCAGAGGGGACCUGUCGAGGCACCGGGGUCACCUGCCCCUUCUCCCUCAGUCACCUCCCUUCAGUCGCCUCCCUUUGGUGGGCGUGCUGCCUCCUCAGGCUCUGUCCUGAUUAUAAUGAGGCUGGGGCAGGGGAGGGACGGGCUUUCAGAGGAGCUGCCCGCCCUUCCUCCUUCAUCCUCACCCUCCGCCUCCCACCUGUCCCUGGUGCCGGGCUCCCCCACUCACGCACACACACACACACACACACACACACACACAUACACCAUGUCACAUCAUGUUCCCAGGUCCCUAGAGCCAGGCCUAGAGAUGCCAGGCUGCAGAUAAUGGUCUGUCAGCCCUGAGACACGAUGCUGCCACACCUGUCAUGGCCACCUGGCCCAGACACCUACCCUAUCUCCUCAGAGACCUCUCUUGACCCUUGUCAUGAAGCCCAAAGGGACAGGGGGAGCAGCGGGCCUCAGGAGAGGCAGGGGCAGGAGCAGGGCUCCAUCUUGGCUGGCUCUUCACCCCGGUGCCCACAGGCAGCUUCCAAAAUAUAUUUAUAUUCUCCA